Molecule: messenger RNA, 333 nt
Organism: Schistosoma mattheei
Lineage: Eukaryota; Metazoa; Platyhelminthes; Trematoda; Strigeidida; Schistosomatidae
Source: the annotation of a GenBank genome assembly
AUGCCGGCUCCAAAGCGGUUGCGAGAGUUGGUGAGAGACAUUAGAUCUGCUCGAACUGCUGCUGAAGAACGGGCAAUUGUAAACAGAGAGUGUGCUUUAAUUAGAGAUAGUUUUCGGGAAGAAAAUAACACUUACAGAUGUCGUAAUGUGGCCAAAUUGUUAUACAUUCACAUGUUGGGUUACCCAGCACAUUUCGGUCAGCUCGAAUGCUUAAAACUGGUUGCUUCUCCACGUUUCACCGAUAAAAGAGUUGGUUAUUUGGGCGCAAUGCUUCUACUUGAUGAACGAACUGAUGUACACCUUCUUGUUACAAAUUCCUUAAAAAUGAUUUAA